This is a messenger RNA of Drosophila bipectinata, 471 nucleotides long. RefSeq lists its product as uncharacterized. The record is from RefSeq and is a predicted model, not a curated record. Lineage: Eukaryota; Metazoa; Arthropoda; Insecta; Diptera; Drosophilidae.
AUGUCGCUUAAACCUAGUCGGCUCAGUGGCAGCCAGGUGGUGGUGGUGCUACUUUUAUUGGCACUGACUACCGAAGAUGUCCAAGCCAAGAGCUUGGACGGUGGCGACGGUGGUAAAAGCAGUGGCGGAGGUUCAUCUAUUUCCAGUGAGGAAUCUCCGCGCGAUGGAAUCAUGUGCUUCCCCAUCAUGCUAAAUGAAACAGAUCCCGAGAGCCCGGAUAAAGUUCGGGAAGUAGAACUAAUGGUUUGCCUCCCAGUACCACUAAGUAAACCAGAGUACUUUCCACCCACCACAACCCCUGAGCCAUCCGUUGCUUUUGACGAUAUUGGCGGUGGUGCUGAGGAAACGGGUGCCGAAGGAGCUGAUGAUGGCGAUAGUGUGAAGGGCAGCGAUGCAUCUACAGAUGCGCCCAUCGAAGUGGCGAGUUAUGUGGCAGGAAGAGCUUCAGAAGUUCAGGCCCUUACCGCUUGA